AUGACAAGUACCACAGCUGGUUUCGAACAAGUCACAACAAACAUAAGUGAACCUGUAUCUGAUAGCCCGGAUGUAUGGACACCGGAAAUAGUUACUACUGUAACCACGGUGAUGUUUAUAUUGGUGGUAACUCUUGUUGGUAACGGUCUGAUGAUUGUGCUUCUUUUAUGGAAGAGAAGUAGAAGGGUUAAAAGAGUAAACAUCUUCAUGACAAACCUUGCAAUUGGGGAUUUGGCGGUCGCGUGCAUCACCAUGACGACGGAGAUUCUUUUCGUUGCAUUUGGAGAGUGGGUACUCGGUCCGGUGUUAUGUAAACUGACCGUAUAUCUGCAAGUGGUCACUCUGGCCAGUGCUACUUUCCUCCUUACGGGCAUGAGCAUUGACCGCUACCAGGUCAUCGUCCGGCCAAUGCAAUCACUUGCAAACAGACCCAAAAUAUGGACGAAAGUUGCGCUGGCGUGGACGCUUGCCUUGAUAUUCGCAGUACCACAGCUUUUUAUUUUUAAGGAGGAACGCGUCACAAGAAGUGACGGAUCGACCAAACUUAAAUGUUUAAGUCAUGGAUACGAUCACCCUUGGCAACGUAAACUUUAUUUCACAUUUUUUUCAUCGUAUGUUUUACUCGUUCCUUCUGUUCUCAUGUUUUAUUGUUACUAUAAUAUCGCCAAAGUAGUCUGGAGUCGAGGCUCUAGUAUAAGGGGGCGUAACUCAUCACCAAGAAUGUCCGGCAAACGGAACCUUAUAUCAGCUUCACGCAUGCGCGUUGUGACAAUGACGCUAACAGUGAUUAUCGGAUUCCUUGUUUGCAUGAUGCCGUACUUUGCGAUUUCUUUAAUACGUAUCUAUAGUGAUUACAAAUUCCAACUUAAACAAGCUCUAAAAGUGUCUGAAAUUAUUUUCAUGGUUCAUAGUGCUGUGAACCCCGUAUUUUACGCCAUCUUUACGAUGCAUCAAUGCCGGUGUAACACAUUAAGCUGCCCAUGUAGACAGAAAAAGACCAAGCUCAAAACUACUUCCGGUCCUGGAUCAAAAUGCUGCAAUUACAUGGCUACAUUUCAAUCCUCAGGUUCAUAUGGAAACAAAGUCAUUAUAGCGAAACAUUCGAUGAAUGCAGAAAAGUCCCGAACGAAAAAGGAUACUCGACAUUCUACUAUAAUAAUACCAAGAGCCUACGUUAGGGAAACGAAAGUGAACUAUCGAUUUGAGAUUGGUAUAAACGUGGAAGAACGGAAGGGUAGUGAUCCCAAUAUGGACUAUUGUUACGUAGAAUGUACAGACAGUGCUUCUUUCAUCUGA
Messenger RNA from Mizuhopecten yessoensis (Yesso scallop), 1296 nucleotides. RefSeq names its product neuropeptide S receptor-like. Gene Ontology annotation, biological process: G protein-coupled receptor signaling pathway. Gene Ontology annotation, cellular component: membrane. The transcript has a single exon. Gene Ontology annotation, molecular function: G protein-coupled receptor activity. Lineage: Eukaryota; Metazoa; Mollusca; Bivalvia; Pectinida; Pectinidae. The record is from RefSeq and is a predicted model, not a curated record. Bases 1 to 1296 code for a protein of 431 amino acids.